This is a messenger RNA of Rhopalosiphum maidis (corn leaf aphid), 1289 nucleotides long. RefSeq lists its product as uncharacterized. The transcript has 30 exons. The record is from RefSeq and is a predicted model, not a curated record. NCBI's taxonomy places the organism in Eukaryota, Metazoa, Arthropoda, Insecta, Hemiptera, Aphididae. The coding region runs from base 17 to 1228 and encodes 403 amino acids.
AUAUUUAAAUACUAGUAUGCAAAACUAUGAAAAAAUUCUAAUAGACGCCUACGAUCGAUUAUACACAGAAGAUAAUAAUCUGAAACCAGAUAUAACAACAGAAUUUUCUGUCGAUCAACUGUAUACGUUUGAACUCAUUUUUAAAAUGAAACAAACUAAAAUAAACAACGCGGAAACGUGGUGUAAAUCAAAUGCAGUUCAAAUAGUUGAAGAUACAACGGCAAAUGAAACAACUGACAAACUUCCCGAAGAAAAAUUUACAACCGUACAAUCAAUAAUUGAAAAACUAAAACAAGCUAAAAUAUGUGACCCAAAUAGUUCUUGUCAAUCAGAUGCAGACACAAAAGAAGGAACACUAAAUGAAACAAUUGUAAAAUUCUGUAUUGAGGAACUAAAAGCAAGAGGGUAUGUUUAUAAUUUGGGAAUAUUAAACUAUGCAUUUUUCAAGAAAGAACCUACAUUAUCAUCAAAUUAUACUAAUUAUCUUGCUGAAGUGGGUAGUAAACUUGACAAACCAGAAAACGCAUCAACAAACACACUGAAUAUGGAGGAGACUGUAGCUGGCAGUGUUGAAAAAACAGAAACUUUGACUGAUGAAAAAGUAUUAAAGGACACACAGGAUUUACAGUCUGUCAAGAUACUAAACUCAACUGAAUGGUGUGAAGUUCACAAAGGUGAAAUGCUAGGAUAUUCAAAUGAACGAAGAGAAAAAUUAGAAAAUAAUUUAAAGAACCGUGAGGAAGUAUUCUUAAAUCACUUAUUUACAGUGUGCAUUGCUAUAUUAACAGCUGAUGGGUUCAUUAAUUUAAAUGGAGCAGAUAAUUAUAAGUUCUCUACAGUAGAAACCUAUUUUAUAAAACCAUAUACUAAGUAUCUUGAUGAAGAGGCUUCUAAAUUGAUCGAUGAAUUUGAAGGAACGGAUAGCUGGUGUCGUAGAAACCAUUAUGUAGUAGGAUGUCUAAAUGUCCUUAUAGCAGCCGGAUACGCUGAAAAUAACACUGGUAAUCAAAAUUACGAAAUUAUCGAGGCUGAACUUAAACGUCGUAUGACAAUAAUCGAUUUCAGCAAUUACGAAACUAAUAAAGCAAAAUAUUUAAGAAUAAUUAAAGCAAUGCAUUCUUCUGAAGAGAUAGCACAAGACUACUGUAUGAAGCUAUUAGAUGAAAAGAAUGAAAAUAAAGAGAUAUUGUCUAGUACACCUGAUUUUUGCAAGCAGUGUAAUAAAUAAAAAUUAUAAAUAAAUCACUUAAAAUAAUUAACUAAGAUCUAAAAAAUAAGUUGUAAAAUCA